Messenger RNA from Talaromyces atroroseus, 2436 nucleotides. RefSeq names its product Vesicular-fusion protein sec18. The coding region runs from base 1 to 2436 and encodes 811 amino acids. The record is from RefSeq and is a predicted model, not a curated record. The transcript is spliced from 3 exons. NCBI's taxonomy places the organism in Eukaryota, Fungi, Ascomycota, Eurotiomycetes, Eurotiales, Trichocomaceae. Gene Ontology annotation, molecular function: ATP hydrolysis activity; ATP binding. Gene Ontology annotation, biological process: SNARE complex disassembly; Golgi to plasma membrane protein transport; intra-Golgi vesicle-mediated transport. Gene Ontology annotation, cellular component: Golgi stack.
AUGUUCAACCGCAAUAAUGUCCCCUUCGCAGCAAGGCCCAAUCCUGGACCCGACCCGCGAAGGACUGGCUACGACCCUGUAAUGGGGGAUCCUAAUCGCGGGGGUUACGGAGGAGGUCCGCCACCUCCGCAGCGAGGACCACCACAAGGUGCAAGGAGGCCAGUUAACGACGCUGCGGGAGCGACCUGGUCGUUGCGCUCAGAGAAGAGUCCGAAUACUCUUUAUACAUAUGGAAAUCUGGUAGCCGUUUCUCCUGCGGAUUUCCCUCCUCAAGCCUUUGGACGCGACUUUUACCUACUAGUUAAUGACUACUACGUCCUAUCUGCGCGGCCUCUUGAUGGCUUCCCACAAGGGUACAUUGGUUUCUCGGAGCGGCAGCGAAUGUGGGCUAGGAUCGCCGUUACAGAUUCUGUGAGAGCACAGAUUUACAACCCAUUCACUCAGGAGAGAAAGGCCUAUCUCGGCUCGAGUGAUGUCGAGGUGGGUUUCGCCGGGAAAUCUAGGACAGAAGAGCCGUACGACCAGGGUGAACUGGCAAAUGCUGUCAUUGAGAAAUUCAAAGACCAGAUUUUGGCACCGGGCCAAAAAGUGCUGAUGGACCAUCGGGGUAUUCCUCUUUCUUUGACUAUAAAGACUGUCGAGUUGAUAGACUUGAUGUCCGAGAAGCAAGCCCAACCAUCGGAAGGCGGCGUUGCAACUGAUCCUACAGCGCGAGGCAUUCUUACCCCUCAUACACUUCUCAACUUUUACAAAGAUGCAAAGAGCGGAAUCAAUUUGAAAGCUUCUGACCGCAGGCCUGCCGCCAACUCCAUCAUCCGACCGGAUUUCAAGUUCGAGGAUAUGGGCAUCGGCGGCUUGGAUGCGGAAUUUAGCACAAUUUUUCGUCGAGCCUUUGCGUCGCGGAUCUUCCCGCCUGGUUUAAUCAACAAAUUGGGUAUACAGCAUGUUAAGGGUAUUCUUCUAUAUGGAGUUCCCGGAACAGGAAAGACAUUAAUUGCCCGGCAGAUUGGUAAAAUGCUGAAUGCUCGAGAACCCAAGAUCAUCAACGGUCCAGAAGUGCUUAAUAAAUAUGUCGGCCAGUCAGAAGAAAAUAUUCGAAAAAUGUUUGCCGAUGCUGAAAAGGAAUACAAGGAGAAAGGAGACGAGAGUGCGUUGCAUAUCAUCAUUUUUGACGAACUUGAUGCCGUCUGCAAACAGCGUGGCAGCGGAGCUGGUGGUGGCACUGGUGUUGGUGAUAGCGUCGUCAAUCAAUUGCUUUCGAAACUUGACGGAGUUGACCAGCUCAACAAUAUUCUCUUGAUUGGUAUGACGAAUAGGAAGGACAUGAUCGACGAUGCCUUGUUGCGACCUGGUCGUUUGGAAGUUCACAUGGAAAUCGGCUUGCCAGAUGAGAAGGGUCGCGCUCAAAUCCUGAAAAUUCACACUCAAAAGAUGAGGGAUAACAAUGUGAUGGAACCUGAUGUCAAUUUGGUGGAACUCGCGCAGCUAACGAAGAAUUACUCGGGUGCUGAAAUUUCCGGACUUGUGAAGGCUGCAACCUCGUUUGCCUUCAAUAGGCACGUCAAGCCCGAUACGGUGGCCGGUAUUAAGGAGGAUGUUUCCAACUUGAAAGUUCGACGAGACGAUUUCCUAAAUGCUCUUGAUGAAGUCAAACCGGCCUUUGGUGUGGCGGAGGAGCAGCUUAGUGACUGCGUUCAGCAGGGUAUCAUCCAUUAUUCCCCCAGAGUGCUUGAAAUCCUGAAAGAAGGAAACCUGUUUGUGCAACAGGUCGGUGCAGAAGGCGGAACCCCUCUAUUCUCAGUCUUAUUCCAUGGCCCUCCGGCAAGUGGUAAGACUGCGCUUGCGGCACGAAUAGCCAUAGACUCGGGCUACCCAUUCAUUCGGCUUAUUAGCCCGGAAGACAUGGUUGGCUUCAGCGAGACAGCGAAAAUUCAGCAUAUAACAAAGAUCUUCAUGGACGCGUACAAGAGUCGCACCAGUAUUGUAGUUGUUGACAACAUUGAGCGAAUAAUCGACUGGGUUCCCAUUGGCCCUCGCUUCAGCAACUCUGUGCUUCAAACUUUGAUGGUUUUCACUAGGAAGGCUCCUGCGAAUGGACGCCGUCUCUUGAUUCUAGCGACUACCACAGAGCGCGCCCUACUCAAAGAUCUAGAUAUGUACAGCUCGUUCAAUGCCGACAUCGAGGUCCCAACAGUCAGCACAUACGAUGAGCUGCGGCAUAUCCUAGGGACCUCUGAAUCAUUCACACCGGAGGAGGUUGACAGAAUUCUUGGAAGCAUCUAUAGCAUUGAAGAUGACCAGAAGAUCGGUGUGGGAGUCAAGAAGAUCUUGCUGGGGAUUGAGACGGCCAAACAGGAUGUUGACAAGGCAGGCCGUUUUGCAAACGUGAUUAAUCGGUUGAUAGACCAGGAUAGAAAGGUUCCCGCCUUUUCAUGA